AGGAGGCUGCCGCUUGGGCUAGCUGCCCCGCCGCCCCGCACCCGGCCCCCGCCGCCGCGCCGCACGCCAUGGACCUGCCCAGGGGCCUCCUGGUGGCCUGGGCGCUCAGCCUGUGGCCAGGGUUCACAGACACCUUCAACAUAGAUACCAGAAAACCUCGAAUCAUUGCCGGCUCCAGGGCUGCCUUCUUCGGCUACACGGUGCAGCAGCAUGACAUCGACGGCAAGAAGUGGCUGGUCGUGGGCGCUCCAUUGGAAACCAAUGGCCACCAGAAGACAGGAGACGUGUACAAGUGUCCAGUGACCCAUGGGAACUGCUCCAAGCUCAACCUGGGAAGGGUCACUCUAUCCAACGUGUCUGAGCGGAAGGACAACAUGCGCCUUGGCCUGAGCCUGGCCACCAACCCCAAGGACAACAGCUUCCUGGCCUGCAGCCCCCUCUGGUCUCAUGAGUGUGGGAGUUCCUACUACACCACAGGAAUGUGUUCGAGAGUCAACUCCAACUUCAGGUUCUCCAAGACGGUGGCCCCAGCUCUCCAAAGGUGCCAGACCUACAUGGACAUCGUCAUUGUCCUCGACGGUUCCAACAGCAUCUACCCCUGGGUGGAGGUUCAGCAUUUCCUCAUCAACAUCCUGAAGAAAUUCUACAUUGGCCCUGGGCAGAUCCAGGUUGGAGUUGUCCAAUACGGAGAAGACGUGGUGCAUGAAUUUCACCUCAAUGACUACAGGUCUGUACGAGAUGUGGUGGAAGCUGCUAGCCACAUUGAACAGAGAGGAGGAACGGAGACCCGGACGGCAUUUGGCAUCGAAUUUGCUCGCUCAGAGGCUUUCCAGAAAGGUGGAAGGAAAGGGGCUAAGAAGGUCAUGAUCGUCAUCACAGAUGGGGAGUCCCACGACAGCCCAGACCUGGAGAAGGUGAUCCAGCAAAGCGAGCGAGACAACGUGACCAGAUACGCUGUGGCCGUCCUAGGCUACUACAACCGCAGGGGGAUCAAUCCAGAAGCUUUUCUAAAUGAGAUCAAAUAUAUCGCCAGUGACCCCGAUGACAAGCACUUCUUCAACGUGACCGAUGAGGCAGCCCUGAAGGACAUUGUUGAUGCCCUGGGGGACAGGAUCUUCAGCUUGGAAGGCACCAACAAGAACGAAACAUCCUUCGGGCUGGAGAUGUCGCAGACCGGCUUUUCAUCUCACGUGGUGGAGGACGGGAUUCUGCUGGGAGCCGUUGGCGCCUAUGACUGGAACGGAGCCGUGCUGAAGGAGACCAGUGGCGGGAAGGUCAUUCCUCUCCGAGAGUCCUACCUGAAGGAGUUCCCCGAGGAACUCAAGAACCAUGGCGCAUACCUAGGGUACACAGUCACAUCGGUCGUGUCCUCCAGGCAGGGGUGGGUGUACGUGGCUGGAGCACCCCGGUUCAACCACACGGGCAAAGCCAUCCUUUUCACUAUGCACAACAACAGAAGUCUCACCAUCCACCAGGCGCUGCGGGGCGAGCAGAUAGGCUCUUACUACGGGAGUGAGAUCACCUCGGUGGACACCGACGGCGAUGGGAUGACCGAUGUCCUGCUGGUGGGCGCCCCCAUGUACUUCAGUGAAGGCCGAGAGCAAGGCCGAGUGUACGUCUACAACCUGAGACAGAACCGGUUUGUUUAUAACGGGACGCUGAAGGAUUCCUGCAACUACCAGAAUGCCCGAUUCGGCUCCUCCAUCGCCUCCGUUCGGGACCUCAAUCAGGACUCCUACAACGACGUGGUGGUGGGAGCCCCUCUGGAGGACAACCACAGAGGAGCCAUCUACAUCUUCCAUGGCUUCCAAGCCAGCCUCCUGAAGACCCCGAAGCAGAGAAUCGCUGCCUCUGACCUGACUCUGGGCCUCCAGUAUUUUGGCUGCAGCAUCCAUGGGCAGCUGGACCUCAACGAGGAUGGGCUCGUCGACCUGGCGGUGGGCUCCCUGGGCAACGCUGUCAUUUUGUGGUCCCGCCCGGUGGUUCAGAUCAAUGCCAGUCUCCACUUCGAGCCGUCCAAGAUCAACAUCUUCCACAGGGACUGCAAACGCAGUGGCAGGGACGCCACCUGCCUGGCCGCCUUCCUCUGCUUCACGCCUGUCUUCCUGGCACCCCAUUUCGAAACAGACGCAGUCGGCAUCAGGUACAAUGCUACCAUGGAUGAGAGACGAUACGCCCCACGGGCCCACCUUGACGAGGGCGGGGACCGGUACACCAACAGAGCUCUCCUGCUCUACUCGGGCCAGGAACACUGUGAGCGGAUCAACUUCCAUGUCCUGGACACCGCUGACUACGUGAAACCAGUGACCUUCUGGGUAGAGUACUCCCUGGAGGAUCCCGACCACGGCCCCGUGCUGGACGACGGCUGGCCCUCCACCCUCCGAGUCUCGGUGCCCUUCUGGAACGGCUGCAAUGAGGACGAGCACUGUGUCCCUGACCUCCUGCUGGAUGCCCGCAGUGACCUGCCCACGGCCAUGGAGUACUGCCAGAGGGUCCUGGGCAAGACCACGCAAGACUGCUCCUCCUACACGCUGUCCUUCGACACCACAGUCUUCAUCAUCGAGAGCACACGCCGGCGGGUUGCUGUGGAGGCAGUGCUGGAGAACAGAGGCGAGAAUGCCUACAGCACAGUCCUAAAUAUUUCGCAGUCAACAAAUCUGCAGUUUGCCAGCUUGAUCCAGAAGGACGACUCAGAUGGCAGCAUCGAGUGCGUGAACGAGGAGAGGAGACUGCACAAGAAAGUCUGCAAUGUCAGCUACCCCUUCUUCAGGGCCAAGGCCAAGGUGGCUUUCCGGCUGGAUUUUGAGUUCAGCAAAUCCAUCUUCCUGCACCACCUGGAGAUCCGGCUCACCGCUGGCAGUGACAGCGACGAGGAGGAGAGCACCAGGGAAGACAACACGGCCCUCCUGCGCUUCCACCUCAAAUACGAGGCUGAUGUCCUCUUCACCAGGGACAGCAGCCUGAGCCACUAUGAGGUCAAGCCCAACAGCUCACUGGAGAGGUACGAUGGCCUUGGGCCUCCCUUCAGCUGUGUCUUCAAGAUCCAAAACUUGGGCUUGUUCCCCAUCCACGGAGUAAUGAUGAAGAUCACAGUCCCCAUUGCCACCAGAGGGGGCAACCGCCUGCUGAUGCUGAAGGACUUCCGUACUGACCAGGUGAACACGUCCUGUAACAUCUGGGGAAACAGCACCGAGUACCGACAUGCCCCGACGGAGGAAGACCUGACCCGAGCCCCACAGCUGAAUCACAGCAACUCUGACGUAGUUUCCAUCAACUGCAACGUGAGGCUGGCCCCCAACCAGGAGGUCAAUUUCCAUCUGCUGGGGAACCUGUGGUUGAGGUCCCUAAAAGCACUCAAGUACAAGCUGAUGAAGAUCACAGUCAAUGCAGCCUUGCAGAGGCAGUUCCACAGCCCUUUCAUCUUCCGCGAGGAGGAUCCCAGCCGCCAGAUCACAUUUGAGAUCUCCAAGCAAGAAGAUUCGCAGAUCCCCAUUUGGAUCAUUGUGGGCAGCACCCUGGGGGGCCUCCUGCUGCUGGCCCUGCUGGUCCUGGCACUAUGGAAGCUCGGCUUCUUUAAAAGUGCCAAGCGCAGGAGGGAGCCUGGCCUGGACCCCAACCCCAAAGCGCUGGAGUGAGUCUCAGAGGAGGCUGCGAGUCAAUGGGGGCCAGGAUGCCGGUCCAGGCAGUGUGCAGGCCCAGGCCCAGGGCCCACUGAGCUGGGGUGGAGAAGAUGCCAGCUCGCUUUGCACUUGACCUCAUCUCCUGAGAGACCAAGCCUAUACCCUCUGAAAGGAACUCAAGCCAGUUUUAGGAGGGACUGCUCUACUGGGAGGCCUAGGCACCUCCAACACAGAGCCCUGGUGAUUUAGAGGGACCCAUCACAUGGCCCACCAAAUCCUCCGCCGGGCUCUGUGGGGGCAUUUGUGCCCCUGCCACUAAGGUGCUAGGAAUUCCUACUGGCCUGUCCCAUCCUCAGAAGAAACUGGGAGAGGAAGACUGCCAUGCAAACCUACUCUGCACACUCCAGGCCUCCAGUCCCAGUAGGAACCCAGGUGGUGGGGGGGACCGGCGCAGCAGAUCUGCAUUCUGUGCUGCCCUCCCACCCCUGCCCCCGCACUGCCCAAGGCUCCAGGUCCUGCUCUCAUCUUCUGCGGACAGGAGUUAGGUCCCUGGAGCCGCCCCUGAAUGAACCGGGUCCCCCUGGGCUCGAUGGUGACAGCUGCAGGCCAGGAAUGAAGAAGGACCCUGGGUCGCGGAGACUGUGUCGGACGGGCAGCUGGAACACACAACAUGGGGCACCCACCCCGAGAUGGGGAGGCAAAUGGGCCCUCCACACCCCCACAGCCCCUGCCCAGCCAGCUGCUUUUGUUCCUCGUACCCAGCCGGAGCCCGAGCACCACACACUCCCUGAGUCCCACGACCGCACUUGGGUCUUCCAGCCUGCCUGGCUUAAUGGGCAGCCCGGCAGCCGGGGCAGCGGUGCGGAGCCUCCCCUCCCUGUGUCACCCAUCUCCCUGCGUGCGCGUGUACACACAUACACACACACACACAAACAGAGCCUCCCAUCCCUCCCUCCUGCCCACCGUGCAAGAGAGAAGGGCCGGCACUGCUGAGGGGUCUCUCUGGAAUGCACUAGUUAAAGCUGGUGUAGGGACACCCGAGUCUGUGCAGCCUCAGUGGCAAAUGUCUGAUCCGCUGGCCCAUGGGACAAGUGGUACCACCAAUGAUGGCGCCGUGAGGACAACAGGCACGCCUGGUGCCCAGCGAGUAAUUUAUGCCUUAAUCUUGUUUUGAGGUAGAAAUGAAAGGGGGAUGCAUCAAAGGCAUCUGCCCCCUGGUCACAUAGUACGACCUUUACUGUCGUAAAUAUUUUUUAAAAUUAAAAAAAAAAAAAUACAGUGACUGAAAACAA
Messenger RNA from Neogale vison (American mink), 4912 nucleotides. RefSeq names its product integrin subunit alpha 11 (gene ITGA11). Gene Ontology annotation, biological process: cell-matrix adhesion; cell adhesion mediated by integrin; cell-cell adhesion. The transcript is spliced from 30 exons. Gene Ontology annotation, molecular function: integrin binding. The record is from RefSeq and is a predicted model, not a curated record. Bases 69 to 3635 code for a protein of 1188 amino acids. Gene Ontology annotation, cellular component: integrin complex; external side of plasma membrane. NCBI's taxonomy places the organism in Eukaryota, Metazoa, Chordata, Mammalia, Carnivora, Mustelidae.